GCACGUUCUUAUCUUUGAAACUCUUCCACCUCACACUUAACGUGGUCGUUAGCGGUCCUCUGCGGAGAGCCCCUCCCGGCUCAAUCCUGAUUGGUUAAAAGAAAGGUCCCAAGGAAGACUGAGGGCAGGUCCAGAAGGGCAGGAAACUGGUCACAGGCUCCUAUGAGCCUGACUGCCCCUUUCCCUGUUCCUAUGCUGAGAAUCUAACCCAGGGCCUCAUAUAUGCCAGGCUAGUGCUCUGCCCCACCCCACAGCUGUCCCACAGCCCAUGGAGCCAAGACCUGCCACCAGACACAAGGAGAAUGUACCCCCAAAGACUGUGACUGUCCUGGGGCCAGAACUGAAGAGCCCCUGGAAGAACCUGGACAUCAGCCUGGGGAGUGGAGGAGGCCGGAGGAUGCCCGUAUGCCAGGCCACCACAUACUCCCAAGGCUCAGUGCUAUGCCAGAAACCCUACCAAGUCCAAAGUAAUCUGGCCAGCCCUCGUCCCUGCCUGGCCCUUGCCCUGAAGGACACAACUGGCCAACCAGGUGACACAGGUCUCUGGCAGCAGAGUAACCUACAGCUUCCAGCAGGGAGGUCCCAGGGGAGGACCCGUGAGCCCUUCACACAGCAGAGUAACCUGUGCUUCCAAAGGACCACGAGCCCCCAUCUACAGAACAGCUGCCUGUCACCAAGUGGCCCAUCCUCCCACCAGAGGCAGACACACCAGGUCACAGACACCCCCUGCUUAGACUUGAGGCUCUCUGGGGGCUUGAAACCUCUCGAUGGGUACACAUGGCCUGACCCCAGUCCCUGCUAUGGUUCAGGGAGCUGGGCACCCAGGCUUGUGGGGCAGCCCCUCACCUUGGAGGACCUAUCUGUCUCUGCCCACAGCCAGUCUUGGGCCCAUUUCCGUUCUUCAUGCAGCACUGACCACUGGCUGCUGGACUCCAUCCAACACCUAGGGCCUGAGGCAACCUGUUCAAGGAGCCAGACAUCCCAGGAACACCCAGGCCCUACACAGAGGGGCCCCCACACUGGUGGUAGCCAGUCCACCCCUGCCCAACCUUGGCCCAGCCACCCCAGGGAAAGUGUAAGCCUCCUGGAGACUCUUGGGGUCCAAGCUAGACUCUCAGAGUCCCCUGUAUACAAACCCUUGUCACAUGAGGCCGUUCCCACUCUGGAAACAUUGGCUGGGGAUUCCUCUGACUCAGACCAGGAGGUCCUUUCUACCCAGCACCUUGGGGCAAGAGAGAGAGGCUCCCCAGGCCUUCCAUAUAACAAGAGGAACAGAGGGCACUUCAGGGUCACACGAGAGGCAGGUAGCAGAGAGGCCAGAACUGAAUCUCCAGCCUUUAUCAGUGUCCUGCCUGGGCAGGAAGGAAGAGAGAAGGCCCCACCGGAAAUGGCAGGCAGGGAUGGGAAGAAGAUGGCCUCCUGCCCAUCAAAUGGAGCCCCAACUGAGAAUACUCUGCAGAACAAGGCUCAAAGCACUGGGAGCUCAGAUCCCCAGGCAGCUUGCCAGAAGCUGCUGUCCAGAAGUUUCAGAGCCUGGAGGAGGCACUUGUCACAGAGGCGCCAGGCAGCAGCUAAGGCCAUAGCUCUGAGCCACAGGCAGCUGGUUCGAAAAAGCCUCAGAGUACUGAGCUGGGUCCUACGGCUCCAGGAGGCCCGAUUGGAGGCAGCAUUGGAUCAACAUGCAGAUAGCCUGCUGGCUUGGAGCUUCCAAAAGGUCUGUGUUCUCCAGGUUGGGGUUUGGGGGCAAUGCCAUGGCUCUGGUAUGUCUGAGAGGAGGGCUACAUCUACUGAGAGGGCAUCUGCUGGGCCCAGGGUGCAGCUCAUGACUCAUCUCUCCAGCUCCAGGUCUGCUGUUUUUUAUUAGUGAGUUGCUAGCUUGGCCUGAGAGGAUGUGCGGAUGUUCUUCCUCCUUGGGUACUGAGUGAGGGAGGAAGGUUUGCUUCCAAAGGAAAGUUUUGUCUCUUGGGAUUCUUGCUGCAUUCCGUCAUUCCUGAGGAAGUGGGGUAACGUUAGGUUAGGACCGGAGCUUUGGUGGCUGAUGGGAGUCUCAUUCCAGGCCUCAGCUGGCAUCCUUCUGCCCGUUGUCUUUUGACCCAGCUCUUGCAGCAGAAACAGGAGCAACC
Molecule: messenger RNA, 2123 nt
Organism: Peromyscus eremicus (cactus mouse)
Lineage: Eukaryota; Metazoa; Chordata; Mammalia; Rodentia; Cricetidae
Exons: 5
Coding region: 269-1864 (531 amino acids)
Source: RefSeq, a predicted model, not a curated record